Teleopsis dalmanni is the source of this 560-nucleotide messenger RNA. RefSeq names its product steroid receptor seven-up, isoforms B/C-like. Gene Ontology annotation, biological process: regulation of transcription by RNA polymerase II; cell differentiation; anatomical structure development. Lineage: Eukaryota; Metazoa; Arthropoda; Insecta; Diptera; Diopsidae. The transcript is spliced from 2 exons. The record is from RefSeq and is a predicted model, not a curated record. Gene Ontology annotation, molecular function: RNA polymerase II cis-regulatory region sequence-specific DNA binding; nuclear receptor activity. The annotation marks the transcript as partial.
AUUUUAUUAAUAGAUGCCUGUGGUCUUUCCGAUGUUACACAUAUUGAAUCCCUGCAAGAGAAAUCCCAAUGCGCUUUAGAGGAGUAUUGCCGUACGCAGUAUCCUAAUCAACCAACAAGAUUUGGAAAAUUGUUAUUAAGGCUGCCAUCUUUAAGAACAGUUUCCUCCCAAGUCAUUGAGCAAUUGUUUUUUGUGCGUCUAGUCGGUAAAACACCAAUUGAAACGUUAAUCCGCGAUAUGGUGCUUUCUGGUAAUAAUUUCUCUUGGCCAUAUUUGCCAUCGAUGUGACACACAAUGUGGCGACAAUUGACAACAACUUGAUCAUCCGCUGCCGCAGCGGCAGCAGCAGCAGCUGCAGUGGCCAAUAACAAUAACAACGUUGCAUUCAUAAAUCAUAACAAUAGCAAUGCCGGCAGCAACAAUAUAAACAGCAGCUUCAGUCACGGUAGCAAUUUAUUAAAUCACACCAGCAGCAGCAACAACAAUAGCAGUGAAAAUUAUGGCAAUGAAUUAUUGCAGAGUUAUAGUCAAAUCGGUGCUAAUGCCAUACCUGGCGGAGG